Messenger RNA from Malurus melanocephalus (red-backed fairy wren), 4716 nucleotides. Its product is annotated as glycogen phosphorylase, brain form. The coding region runs from base 97 to 2628 and encodes 843 amino acids. Gene Ontology annotation, biological process: glycogen catabolic process. Gene Ontology annotation, cellular component: cytoplasm. Gene Ontology annotation, molecular function: pyridoxal phosphate binding; glycogen phosphorylase activity. The record is from RefSeq and is a predicted model, not a curated record. The transcript is spliced from 20 exons. Lineage: Eukaryota; Metazoa; Chordata; Aves; Passeriformes; Maluridae.
GGCGCAGGCGCGGCGGCCCCGGCCCUGCCCCGGCCCCGGUCCCGGUCCCGGCUGCGGCGGAGGCAUCGCCAGCGGAGGAGCAGCAGCGGCAGCGGGAUGGCGGCGCCGCUGAGCGACGGGGAGCGUCGGAAACAGAUCAGCGUGCGGGGCAUCGCGGGGCUGGGCGACGUGGCMGAGGUGCGCAAGAGUUUCAAUCGCCACCUCCACUUCACCCUCGUCAAGGACCGCAACGUCGCCACCCCCCGCGAUUAUUACUUCGCGCUGGCCCACACGGUGCGCGACCACCUGGUGGGCCGCUGGAUCCGCACGCAGCAGCACUACUACGAGCGGGACCCUAAGCGCAUUUAUUACCUGUCCCUGGAGUUCUACAUGGGUCGCACUCUGCAGAACACCAUGGUGAACCUGGGCCUGCAGAAUGCUUGUGAUGAAGCCAUUUACCAGCUGGGUUURGACUUGGAGGAGCUGGAAGAAAUUGAAGAAGAUGCUGGGCUGGGAAAUGGAGGCCUGGGCCGGCUGGCAGCCUGUUUCCUGGACUCCAUGGCCACACUGGGGCUGGCAGCGUAUGGUUACGGCAUCCGCUACGAGUUUGGGAUCUUCAACCAGAAGAUUGUCGAUGGCUGGCAGGUGGAGGAGGCAGACGAUUGGCUCCGCUACGGCAAUCCCUGGGAGAAAGCCCGGCCCGAGUACAUGAUCCCAGUGCACUUCUACGGCCGUGUGGAGCACACCCCUGAUGGAGUGAARUGGAUUGACACCCAGGUUGUCCUUGCCAUGCCUUACGACACCCCAGUGCCUGGAUACAAGAACAACACWGUGAACACCAUGAGACUCUGGUCUGCCAAAGCACCCAAUGACUUCAACCUCCAGGAGUUCAAUAUGGGUGACUACAUCGAGGCAGUGCUGGACAGAAACCUGGCAGAAAACAUAUCCAGAGUCCUGUACCCAAAUGAUAACUUCUUCGAAGGCAAAGAGCUGCGGCUGAAGCAGGAAUACUUCGUGGUGGCUGCCACCCUCCAGGACAUCAUCCGCCGCUUCAAGUCCUCCAAAUUUGGCUGCCGAGACCCUGUGAGAACGUGCUUUGAAACCUUCCCAGACAAGGUGGCUAUUCAGCUCAAUGACACCCACCCUGCCCUGUCCAUCCCAGAGCUCAUGCGGAUCCUGGUGGACGUGGAGAAAGUGGAUUGGGACAAGGCCUGGGAGAUCACAAAAAAGACCUGUGCCUACACCAACCACACSGUGCUGCCCGAAGCCCUGGAGCGCUGGCCAGUCUCCAUGUUUGAGAAGCUGCUCCCACGGCACCUGGAGAUCAUUUAUGCCCUCAACCAAAUGCACCUCGAUCACGUGGCAGCUCUGUACCCGGGGGACAUUGACCGCCUGCGGAGGAUGUCGGUGAUCGAGGAGGGGGACUGCAAGCGCAUYAACAUGGCUCAUCUGUGCGUCAUCGGCUCCCACGCUGUCAACGGCGUGGCCCGCAUCCACUCYGACAUCGUCAAGAACUCCGUGUUCAAGGAUUUCCAUGAGCUGGAGCCAGAAAAGUUUCAGAACAAGACCAAUGGGAUCACACCGAGGCGCUGGCUCCUGCUGUGCAACCCAGGACUGGCUGAAAUUAUUGCUGAGAAAAUCGGGGAAGGCUUUAUCACAGAUCUGAGCCAGCUGAAGAAGCUGCUGGAUUUCAUCGAUAAUGAGACUUUUAUCAGGGAUGUGGCAAAAGUCAAGCAGGAGAACAAGCUGAAGUUUGCAGCCUACCUGGAGGAGCAGUACAAGGUGAAGAUCAACCCCCAGUCCAUGUUUGAUGUUCAGGUGAAGCGAAUCCACGAGUACAAGCGACAGCUGCUSAACUGCCUGCACGCCAUCACCCUCUACAACCGCAUCAGAUGUAAUCCAUCCAAAWCCUUUGUGCCCAGGACCAUCAUGAUUGGAGGAAAGGCGGCCCCUGGCUACCACAUGGCCAAGAUGAUCAUCAAACUCAUCACAUCCAUCGGUGAGGUCAUCAACAACGACCCCUAUGUGGGCGACAAGCUCAAGGUCAUYUUCCUGGAGAACUACCGGGURUCCUUGGCUGAGAAGGUGAUCCCAGCAGCGGAUCUCUCCCAGCAGAUCUCCACAGCUGGCACGGAGGCCUCAGGUACUGGCAACAUGAAGUUCAUGGUGAAUGGGGCCCUCACCAUUGGAACCAUGGACGGGGCCAACGUGGAGAUGGCUGAGGAGGCGGGUGAAGAAAACCUCUUCAUCUUUGGCAUGCGGGUGGAGGACGUGGAGGCCAUGGAUCGGAAAGGGUACAAUGCCCGCGAGUUCUACGAGAGCCUGCCCGAGCUGCGCCAGGCCAUCGACCAGAUCAGCAGCGGCUUCUUCUCCCCUCGAGACCCCGGCUGCUUCAAGGAUGUGGUGAACAUGCUCAUGUACCACGACAGGUUUAAGGUGUUUGCAGACUACGAGGCCUACAUUAAGUGCCAAGGCCAAGUGGACCAGCUGUUCAUGGAUCCCCGYGAGUGGACGAGGAAAGUCAUCAGGAACAUCGCGUGCUCGGGCAAGUUCUCCAGUGACAGAACCAUCACUGAGUACGCCCGGGAGAUCUGGGGGGUGGAGCCWUCUGCCACAGCCAUCCCCCCACCCAACCUGCCCCGGAAUUGAUGCAAGCACCAAGGGAAGGAAGGAGGGAUACGCUCCCAGCCCAGGAGGCCUCACCUGUGUUUCACCAUCAGUCAGAUGGGCUCAGCUCUGCAGAACCAAGGCCUUUCCCUCAGAGGGGCAGAAGGAUGCUCUGAGGAGGAGCCCUGACUGAGGAUCAGGAGCUGGGGGACAGGAGAAAGGACCUUGUGUUUGCAGCCACCUCGCCUGCAUGUGCUGCAUAGUGCUUUUAGUGAGAUGACCAUGGAUCAGCCUUCCAGGGCUGUGCUCCGUGCUUAACAAGGGCUUUCCAAGGAAACCCUCCCCUGCCCCCUGCAUGUGAGGGCCUGGCCUCCUUCACCCUGCCCCACAAAUAGGAUUAGCCAACACAGAGCCUGUCUUUCUCCUUCGGGAGAAGGAGGCAGGCCCAAAGCUGGGGAGGCAGAGGCCACUCCCUGCCCAUCCCUUCAGCCAGCAUCACCUAAAGAAGGGGGGACAGGCACCCACAUCAAACACUGUGCCACAAGGAGAGCCUGGGAUCGGCCACUUCCUUGCCCCAGAGCUUACUGUAGCCUCCUGCCACACCUCUUGCCUAACGCCAGGCCCAGUAACCAAGCCACUCCAGGGAUUUUUAGCCUCUGUGUCUGCAGAGGGAGGGCUGCACCUGGCACUGCCAGGCUCUUGGCUCAGCAGGUACAGCCGUGUGCUGGGUGCUGCCCAGGGGAUGAACACGGAUCACAUCUCUGGAUCCUCUGUAGCAGGGUCAUGCUGCUCCACCCGUCCCUCCCAGUGCUGGGGUCACUCUUUAACACCUGUAGUGCUGUGUAGUGCACCAGUACUGCCCUGUUUGACACCAACUCAUUAAAACAACCCCAACACCUGCUGGUUUGACUUUGGACUGACUUAUGACUACUCCACGCCUCUGGGUUCAGGUGGCAACACGUUCAGGCCACAAUACCUGAAUCACUGCUGUCCUUCCCAACUGUGGCGUUGUGGUCCCCUGCAGCUGGCAGGGUGCUGGCACUAGCUUGGGAGGAACCACAUGCCCCUGUCAGGCUGAUUUUAUGCCCAGGGGUGGAGGUUACUGUGUUGGGUUUGCCCUACAAAUGGACAACAGCACUCACACAGGCUCCCAUCUCCCCCAUUCCCAGGGGAGAAGCAGAGCCUCAUCCCAAGCUGCAGCAGCCACAAAGAUCACUUCCCACACACAACCCUCCUGCAGCUCUACCCCACUCCCAGCUGACCUGCUCAUUAGGGGAAAACAUCCCAAAAACUGCCAGGUAAAACUGGUAAAGCUAAAGUGAUCAGCAGUCAAUGCCUUUAUUAAAACUACACCACUUUUAGAUAAACAUUUCAGUUUAAAUUUCCAAGCAUAUUACUGCCCUGCUAACAUGAACAGURGUGCUGGGAUCACCAACACCAGCAGUUCUCGUGCUGGAUUCCCAGCUCUGUCCCACCAGGAGAAAGGCAGCCAGCCAGGCCCCAGCUCAGGCUGUGCUUUGCCCCAAGCCAGCUGCCAGCAGCAGCAUUCACUGGAAUGUGUGUGUUACUCUCCAGMGCCAGGUAAGUAUUUCUCAUCUGUCAGUGCAAUAAAUUACAGUUGAUGCACUUGUAUUGAAGUGGCACAGCUACUUUAUGAGUAUCAGGGGUCAGAAACCUCAGGGACAACCACGCUAAUGGCAGAAGAAUCUUGGUACARGAACAAGCUACUGUCUCUUUUGCAACUAGUAUGAGCCUGCAGCUAUAACUCUGAUGCAUGCUGAGCAGUUUAUACUAUGCUGUACACCCCUGACCAGACCUUUGGGGCAGCACAAUUCCUUUUGAGCACUACUGACUAAACCUACAGCACCUGGUACUGUCUGUAGGGACUGACAGAGGAGCAGGCCCUGCUGAGGCAGGGUGGGACUGACUCCCRUCUCAGUGCAGAGCUCUUCAGUGGCAUAAACCAGCCCCUCUUCUAGCCCCAAGCAGGGUAAGGGCAUCCCCAGAACCUCUCCCUGGGGGAAAGGCUCAUUUCCAUUUCUGCCUCCUGGACAGUGGCUGUCAGACGAGCUAAGACAGAGGGCUGGAGAGGGAGAGAUGGGGAGCGACACCCCGGACUGACUUUUGCAU